UGAAACAAACUGCAAUCAUGCAGCCAGGCUCGGCGCCAGACACCCUCACACCUCCCCUCUCAGAGAAGGGCAAAGAGACGCAGCAGGAUGCAGCAACAGGUGGCUGGCAGGGUGUCUCUGGCAUCGUCCCGACGUUGCAGAACAUCGUGGCAACCGUCAAUUUGGACUGCAGGCUGGAUCUCAAGACCAUCGCGCUGCACGCCAGGAAUGCCGAGUAUAACCCAAAGCGUUUCGCCGCGGUCAUCAUGCGUAUCCGAGAACCAAAGACAACAGCUCUCAUCUUUGCAAGCGGCAAAAUGGUCGUAACCGGUGCAAAGUCAGAAGACGACUCCAAGUUGGCUAGUCGUAAGUAUGCGCGCAUCAUUCAGAAGCUCGGAUUCAAUGCAAAAUUCACCGACUUCAAGAUCCAGAACAUCGUCGGCUCUUGCGACGUCAAGUUUCCCAUUCGUCUCGAGGGUCUCGCUUACUCACACGGCAAUUUCUCAUCAUACGAGCCAGAGCUCUUUCCUGGUCUCAUUUACCGCAUGGUCAAGCCCAAAAUUGUGCUUCUCAUUUUCGUCUCUGGCAAGAUUGUGUUGACUGGUGCCAAGGUGCGAGAAGAGAUUUACCAAGCCUUUGAGAGUAUCUACCCAGUGCUGUCGGAGUUCAAGAAGCCAUGAAGGCUCUGUCUGCAUUCCUGCGCUUCAUGAACCACGCGCAUCCCUUACGCUCUCGAUAAUCUCCAGCCCUCGUCAUGUGCAAGCUCACCCACUCACUCUUAGCUCAGCCUAGCAGCGCAAUCUUGGUGCCACUGCGCUCACUUACGACAUAUUGUCAACCACCAUCAAGACUCCCUCGACCGUGUAAUAGUAGACUAGCUCCAUACCUCUGGUAGCAAACCAUCCUGUAAUAGCAAGACUUGAAACUGGC
This is a messenger RNA of Protomyces lactucae-debilis, 909 nucleotides long. RefSeq names its product transcription factor TFIID-domain-containing protein. The record is from RefSeq and is a predicted model, not a curated record. The transcript is spliced from 3 exons. The coding region runs from base 18 to 659 and encodes 213 amino acids. Gene Ontology annotation, biological process: DNA-templated transcription initiation. NCBI's taxonomy places the organism in Eukaryota, Fungi, Ascomycota, Taphrinomycetes, Taphrinales, Protomycetaceae. Gene Ontology annotation, molecular function: DNA binding; RNA polymerase II general transcription initiation factor activity.